This is a messenger RNA of Chelonoidis abingdonii (Abingdon island giant tortoise), 872 nucleotides long. The record is from RefSeq and is a predicted model, not a curated record. NCBI's taxonomy places the organism in Eukaryota, Metazoa, Chordata, Testudines, Testudinidae.
AUGAAAACAAGCAUUUUUGAACAGCAAAAUGCAGAGUAUCCUCCAAAGAAAGUCAAAGGGCACGUUGCUCUGCUGUAUAUAGAUAUUUGUGGACCAUCAAACCCUAAAAUAAUGGGUAUAGAGGGAGAAGAGGUUCACUUGUGUGGUUCUGGAUGGUCUCCAGUGUAUGCUGAAGAAAACUUAAGUGUCAUGUCAGUGGGGUUCUUGCUCAGUGGUCCUGAUGAUGCUGUUAUCUGGAGAGGACCCCAAAAAAAUGGAAUGAUCAAACAAUUUCUUUGUGAUCUGCAGUGGGGUGAAAUUAAUUAGCUUAUUGUGGAUACACCUUCAGGUACCUCAGAUGAACAUUUUUGUGCAUAUCUAAGUUCCGCAUACAUAAUCACUACCCCUCAGGAAAUAUCACUUCAGGACAUUUGAAAGGAGAUCAACUUCUGUCAUAAGGUGAAACUGCCAAUCAUAGGUGGUGUUGAAAACAUGAGUGGCUUUAUAUGCCCAAAAUGUGAGGGAAAAGUUGUGAUAAAGGCCAAUCUUUUUUGUCUGAAAUACCUGAGUCCCCAGCUACUUCCUCUUACAGGAAUAUCAUCCAAAGGAUUCAAGAAUAUUGUGGCCUACACCACUCACAAGAAAAAUUAUCUAACCAAGGAAUGGAAUAAAUGUGCAGUUAAUUACAGGAAAGCAACUAUUGUAUCCUGAAUUGAUAAGAAGAAUGUAAAGACUUGUACUACUUUUCUAUAUUACAAGUAAAUAACUUAAGUAAAGGUCCUUGCUUUAAUUACCUGUUCUUAUUGUGUGCAAUCACCAUAAUAUUUGAACACCAGCUAGUCCAUCUGCUGUCUCAAAGCUUUAUGAUAAGUUUAUAAAAAUAAGUCAUUACU